Molecule: messenger RNA, 570 nt
Organism: Ipomoea nil (Japanese morning glory)
Lineage: Eukaryota; Viridiplantae; Streptophyta; Magnoliopsida; Solanales; Convolvulaceae
Exons: 1
Coding region: 1-570 (189 amino acids)
Source: RefSeq, a predicted model, not a curated record
AUGCAGGCACAUCUUUCGGCUAUUCAUGACAAAAUGUGGGACGUGAUAAGCGAAAGUCCUAUCGUCGUUAUGAUGGUGAACACUGAGGCAGCUGCACAAGGAGCAGAUGGAGAAGCCAUGAUACCUAAGCCGAAAUCUCAACUCACUUCAGAUGAGAAGGCUCGGGCAAACCUCGACAACGUUGCACUAGACAUUCUCUAUAAGUCUCUAGACGACUCGUUGUUCCCUAGAGUACGAAAAUGCACCACAGCAAAGCAAAUCUGGGAUACUCUCAUGAGUUUAGGCGAAGGAGACGAACAGGAGAAAGAUAACAAGCUCACCGUGGCCAUGAAGAAGUUUGAGGACAUCGAAAUGAUGCCAAGUGUAGCCAUCACCGAUAUGGAGCUCAAAUUCACAAAACUCAUGGGUGAUCUCACGGAUCUUGGAAAAGAGCCAACUGAAAAGGAGAAGAACUUAAAGAUUCUUCGAGGGCUUCCAAAAUCUUGGGAUAUGAAAGUAACAGUCAUGAGAGAUCACAGAGACAUGAAGACAACCAGCACGAGUAAGAUCUUCAGCGAUCUCAAAGCAUAA